Messenger RNA from Aspergillus nidulans FGSC A4, 783 nucleotides. RefSeq names its product SDR family NAD(P)-dependent oxidoreductase. NCBI's taxonomy places the organism in Eukaryota, Fungi, Ascomycota, Eurotiomycetes, Eurotiales, Aspergillaceae. The coding region runs from base 1 to 783 and encodes 260 amino acids. The transcript is spliced from 4 exons. The record is from RefSeq and is a predicted model, not a curated record.
AUGUCCUCUUCCAGCCUGAAAGUGGCUUUAGUCACCGCCUCGUCCGCCGGCUUGGGGGCGGCCAUCGCGAAGGUCUUAGCAGCUAAUAUGCGAGUCAUUAUCAAUUACUCGUCAGACGCCCAACGUGCUGAGCUGGUACAAGAAGAGAUGAGCAGUAUUGCUGGUAGCGAAAGUGUCCUUAACGAUCAGGGGGAGAAACAGCCUCGCUUCGCUGCAAUACGCGCAGACCUGGCAAACCGAGCGGACAUCAAGAAGUUAGUUGCCGAGACAGUGAGCAUGAUGGGCAGGCUGGACGUUGUCGUUUCGAAUGGCGGUUGGACUCGCAUUAGGAAAUUCGAUGAUUUGGACCAGAACGUGGAUGAGGAAGACUGGGACCGGUGCUAUGAGAUCAACGUCAAGAGCCAUCUAUAUCUCCUGCACGAAGCUCGGGUACACCUUGAUGCAGCGCAGGGAUCGUUCGUGACCGUUGCCAGUGUUGCUGGAGUAAAACCAAGUGGUAGUUCAAUACCGUACUCUGUAACAAAAGCGGCCCAGAUCCACAUGGUUAAGUGUUUAGCACAUGCAGUUGGGCCUAACAUCAGAGUCAACUCUGUGUCGCCUGGUAUCCUGCUGACAGAUUGGGGUCGCCAGUUCCCAGAAGAACAUCUACAGGCAGCCAAGGACGGAACACUCCUGAAACGAUUUGCAACAGUAGAGGAUGUUGCACAAGCUGUCAAGUUACUGGCACUGAACAGCUCGUUAACCGGACAUAAUCUGAUCAUCGACUCUGGAUUUUCCAUAUGA